Molecule: messenger RNA, 1530 nt
Organism: Lecanosticta acicola
Lineage: Eukaryota; Fungi; Ascomycota; Dothideomycetes; Mycosphaerellales; Mycosphaerellaceae
Source: the annotation of a GenBank genome assembly
AUGUGCUUCUCUACUCUCCUGAUCUACAAGUGCACUACCGAAGGCUGCAACCGCGAAUCCGCUCCACGACAGGCCUCAAUCGACGCUUGUCGCCCAAAAGCCGAACUGGAAAAGCAAAAGCACCCUCCUUGGCCUUGCAGUAUCUGUUGUGCAUGGUUCUCAUACCCUUCUGAGUUCUGCCGAAAUCUCACCGUGCGAAGCAAAGUGGAGGGCUUUGUACCUAAGCAUGGGGAGGCGGUGGAGUGGGAGCACUACAUUACUAGGGACGGAGUCGUUAAUUUGAGGAAAGGAAGGUGUGAGCGGUGCAGGGAAGAGGCCGGGGAGAAAGAAGAGGCGACGAAUGCAGUGGAUGUGGGGAAAGCUAAGAUGGGACUUGGGGGAGAUGAUCGCGGCUUGGGGGGCGCAGAACGAAUCACGGGAGAAGAGGAGGGUGUGGUGAUGAUAUCUGCCAGUGAGCAGAAGGCAGGGCAGAUACUGCGGACUGAGUGUAAUGAUCUGGAAUGCACGGAGAAUCUCAUGGUACAACGGAGCGAGGCGGAGAUUGCGGCUGCGGUCGACGAUAUCGCCAGGCUAAUACCACUUCCUGAAGACGAGGGUGAUGGACUGAUCAUCGCUGCGGUCGAGCAGAAGACUGAGCCGAAGCUACCUCGUGAAAAUGGUAGAGAAAUUGAUGGGGACAAAGCUGGAGAAUUCAGAGAGCCGGAUGAGGAGCUUCCAAUUGUUGAGAUGCUAGAAGACGAGGUUGAAUCGCGUCCGGAAAGGAAGGCGAUGAUAUUUGAAACGGAAAGUGUUCCCGAUUCCGAUAUCGAUGAUGAGGACUUUACUAGGCUUGAAAGACGACACGACGAAUCACCAGCACAGGAGGAGUUCGACUUACUUGCCGAGCUUGCUGAAAUGUCUGCCGAGAAGAACAAGCGCGAAGCUGAAAAGAGUCGUGAAAUCGACGACGGGGAAGAAGAGGCUGAAGAAGCGGACGGGUGCCUAUUCCCCUUCACCGAACGGUGUCUCCACUACGCUCGCCUUUUCAAGCUUUCCGAGACAACCUCCGACACCAUCAAGCGACUCGCAAACUUCAUGAAGAAGAUCCGCAUGAAGACCGGCCUCCCACCGCACGCAUGCGCCGCAGCUGUCAUCCUGACCGCCAGCCAUAUCGCCUCUCCCCCUGCCCCCCUCGCCCCACGACACAUCCGACGCACCCUCUCCCUCUCUCGGACCUUAUUCCUCUACGCCUACCGCAGCCUCCAAGUCCCACCUUUUCGAAUCCAAGACCACUUUGACACCCGCAAGCUGCCGAAGCAUUGCUGCGGUCGGCCACACGGCCAGCGCUGCCCGAGCAAGCUCACGGCGUGGGGACGCUGGCAGAACAAAUGCACCGAGAUUCAGGUAGCCCCUACGAGCGAUCGGCAGGCUCGGCUGAUGUAUUACGAUUUCAAAGACGAAAUGAUGUUGCGGUAUGGACCUCGUUUCAUUACUAUGUGGGAUAAACGCCUGGACGAGAUGAAGACGGGACAGGCUUAUGCAGAUUUUUAG